This is a messenger RNA of Leopardus geoffroyi (Geoffroy's cat), 1729 nucleotides long. RefSeq names its product protein phosphatase 2 regulatory subunit B''gamma (gene PPP2R3C). Lineage: Eukaryota; Metazoa; Chordata; Mammalia; Carnivora; Felidae. Bases 260 to 1612 code for a protein of 450 amino acids. Gene Ontology annotation, biological process: positive regulation of B cell differentiation; cortical cytoskeleton organization; T cell homeostasis. Gene Ontology annotation, cellular component: spindle; centrosome. The record is from RefSeq and is a predicted model, not a curated record. The transcript has 13 exons.
AGUUGGGCGCUGACUUGCAAAGGAUUGUUUUUAACGUCCCUUUCAAGUCCGCGUUGCCCGCUGUUAACGUGAUUAGCCGUAUUCGCCGCAGUGGCAAUAAUCGUUUGUUCGCCUCUUCAGCCGACUUCCGCCCAUGUCCAACAUGGCGAUUGAAUAUUCCUGACCUUUACGGGGUUGGGCGGUGAUUGCUGUCUGAGCUGGUAGGGGGUGGAGCGGUUAGUAAACAGCAAAUGCAGGAGCUUCUGCGCGGGAGUCAGCCAUGGACUGGAAAGAAAUUCUUCGCCGGCGAUUAGCGACGCCCAGCACCGAAAAAAAAAGUGAACAAGAAUUAAAAGAUGAAGAAAUGGAUUUAUUUACCAAAUACUACUCAGAAUGGAAAGGAGAUAGGAAAAACACAAAUGAAUUCUAUAAGACCAUUCCCCGGUUUUAUUAUAGGCUGCCAGCUGAAGAUGAAGUCUUACUACAAAAAUUAAGAGAGGAAUCCAGAGCUGUCUUUCUGCAGAGGAAAAGCAGAGAACUAUUAGAUAAUGAAGAAUUACAGAACUUAUGGUUUUUGCUGGAUAAGCACCAAACACCACCUAUGAUUGGAGAGGAAGCAAUGAUUAAUUAUGAAAAUUUUUUGAAAGUUGGUGAAAAAGCUGGACCAAAGUGCAAGCAGUUUUUUACAGCAAAAGUCUUUGCUAAACUCCUUCAUACAGACUCUUACGGAAGAAUUUCUAUUAUGCAAUUCUUCAAUUAUGUCAUGAGGAAAGUUUGGCUUCAUCAAACAAGAAUAGGACUCAGUUUAUAUGAUGUUGCUGGACAAGGGUACCUUCGGGAAUCUGACUUAGAAAACUACAUAUUGGAACUUAUCCCUACUUUGCCACAAUUAGAUGGGCUGGAAAAGUCUUUUUACUCCUUUUAUGUUUGUACAGCAGUUAGGAAGUUCUUCUUCUUUUUAGACCCUCUAAGAACAGGGAAAAUUAAAAUUCAAGAUAUUUUAGCAUGCAGCUUCCUAGAUGAUUUAUUGGAGUUAAGGGAUGAGGAACUGUCCAAAGAGAGUCAAGAAACUAAUUGGUUUUCUGCACCUUCUGCCUUAAGGGUUUAUGGCCAGUAUUUGAAUCUUGAUAAGGAUCACAAUGGCAUGCUCAGUAAAGAAGAACUCUCCCGCUAUGGAACAGCAACCAUGACCAAUGUCUUCUUAGACCGUGUUUUCCAGGAGUGUCUCACAUAUGAUGGAGAAAUGGACUAUAAGACCUACCUGGACUUUGUUCUUGCGUUAGAGAAUCGAAAAGAACCUGCAGCUCUGCAGUAUAUUUUCAAAUUACUUGAUAUUGAGAACAAAGGAUAUCUGAAUGUCUUUUCACUUAAUUACUUCUUCAGGGCCAUACAGGAACUAAUGAAAAUCCAUGGACAAGAUCCGGUUUCAUUUCAAGAUGUCAAGGAUGAAAUCUUUGACAUGGUUAAACCAAAGGAUCCUUUGAAAAUCUCUCUUCAGGAUUUAAUCAACAGUAAUCAAGGAGACACAGUCACCACCAUUCUAAUCGAUCUGAAUGGCUUCUGGACUUAUGAGAACAGAGAAGCCCUUGUUGCAAAUGACAAUGAAAACUCUGCAGACCUUGAUGAUACAUGAUCUCUCAAAGACUAGACUGUGUUCAUUAAGAUAAACUUGAAUGCUGCAUGCAAAACCUUUCAAGCUGGAUCCUUAGAAAUGGCCUAAAUAAAAUACUUUAUAUGCCUAUAGAACACA